AACAAUAUGGCGGAAGUCCUCCCAAAAUUUUGUGUGCUUUUGUAAAAUAUUUCUCUUUAUGACUCAUGUAUGGUCCUCUGAGAAACACAGUUAACAUGAAAUUGUGUCCGUUUGAUUAAGUAAACUUUAGUCAACACGUUUCGAUAUUCAGAAAAGGAUGGAUUUUAAUUCUGGGGCCUAUUCCGAUCGAUAUAGAAUUGUUGAGAGAGAGCAAAUCCUCAGCAUAAAAAAUGCCAGUGAGCAGGAUAACCUAGCCAGAGGGAAGAAACUGUCUCAAGAAAACUAUAGAAGGAGAAGAGCAAUCGCUAUAAAACGUAAACUUGAAGCACAGAAAGAGGAAAAGAGACGGCAACAGAUUCUCGCCCAACGGCGAGAGAAACAGAGGGAGGCAACAGAAAGGUUCCAGCGUAGGAAUAAGUCCUACAAGGGUUCGGUCACACCUGAUAGCAGCCAGUACCAAGAUCAUGAUGAUGACAACCCAGCUCCUGCCUUGGAUGAAGCUCUCCGUGCGAUCCGUGGUAGUCCCGUCCAUCGACAGACCAGCACCGAUUCCCAAGGAUCUCUCAGUCACAUCAGGGCGUUCUCUCCAUCUACAUACACACCUUACAUGUCUACACCUGGGUACAACAGCAAGUCUGAUAAAUAUGCCUAUCUUUCACCAAGUCAGUUGCAUUCGCAGCAACAGCGGACUAAAGAACAUGCGACACAAGUCGCAGCUUACACCGAGCUGCAAAAUCGUAGUUUGCGUAAUUUGAACAGUAGUCGUGGUCUUUUUGAGCAGCAUUUGCAUCAGCAGCAGCAGCUGUUAGUUCAACAGCAGGAGCAGUCACUGCAUGAUUUCAAUACGGCAAUUAUGCAAGAAAUGCUGAAUGAUAAAAAAAUCGAAGGAGAAGAAAAUGAUCAUGAGGACCGUAUAGAAACUGAUAGCGUGUCCAGCGAGGAUAGUUUGAAUCGUUCACAGGAUAUUACUUUACGGACUAAUGCCGGCCAGAAUUCUAAACCUGUUGAAACUAAUCAGAACAAUUCGUUCCAUUUAACACAUGAUGACAAUAAUUUUUCUAUUGGUAGAAAUGGUAAUGAUGCGAAUAGAACCUUUAAUUUGGAAGACCAAGGAGAGCUGUUGUCUGGGUCAAAUAUUAAUGGUGUAGGUGCCCCGCUUGUUCAGUCGGAGACUGUGUUUCAUGUUGUGAGUGUAAACGGGGAUCAUAAUGGACACAUAUCAGAUGCGGAUGGUAAAGCAACUGAACCCAGUCAGGAGCAUAAUCCAGCAAUUUAUCGUACAAGUGCUUUCCAAAUUCACAACAAGGCUUGGAUAAAUUCUGAUCAGGCGUCAGACAAUAACUCUAAUAUGCUCACAUCCACAUCAAAUAAUAAACCUAACAGUCUGAGAACAACUUCGACUAAUGCUACAGCGACACACUCUGUGGCAAAAAAGGGUGAUUUCAUUGUUACGAGCAGUCCACCUCAAAUGAUGCCGUCACAACCGCAGUCAUUUAGUACAGCACAGACUACUAGUAAACCUAUGAAUACUGUGUCUGGGAGUACGGUCCCACAGGUGGCACCUAGUAGUAAUGGCACCUCAAAAUACACUGUAGUUCAGAAUGUUUCUAGUACCAACGGUGUGUCACAAUUACGGCAACCUACUGUGUAUUCACGAAUCGCAACGAAAGACAGUAUAAAACAAGGUACAAACGUACCUUACUAUAAUGUACCAAAUUCGGAUGAUCGGGUCGAAGAAGAAAUACAAGAUGACGUUUCUUCUAUCAACUCUUUGAUGUCAAAUUCAAAGGGUCCCGAGCCAGAGCUUAAAGUUGUGCGCAGCAUUCUUAAGAAAACUAAUGGACCCAUACCGGUUUUGGGAAAUACGGGGAAGAAGUCAAGUGGAUAUGGUGUUGCAAGUGCUCAACGGUCUGUGAUGCAGAACCCAAUCGUUCGCGACAGCCUCGAGAUUAAUAAGAAACAGAUUGAGGAGAAACACGAAAGACAAGAAAGGAAGAAGUCAGCAAAGAAGAAAGGUGUGCGUUUUGCUGAUUUGACGUAUGACGAUGACUCAAGUAGUGAGAGUGGCAAUGAGCAACCAAAGGAGACCAUUUAUGAGAUUGAGAAGGAGGAGGUGAAACCAGUCAUCAAUAAUCAAACACCAAAGCCAAAAGUCAUUUCAGAACGCCAGCUUGCCAGUAUCACUACAGUGAGCCACAAACCCCCAAGACCGAUUUCGGCUCGAGUCGCAGCUUCACCCAAGGCAACAGAGAAAGCAUCUCGAGUCUCCAGUGCUCCUGUUACAAGGAGAAGUGUUCAACAAGGUCGCAUAAUUCAACAUACCCCUGAGCAAAACCAGGGAGAUAAUGGCCAACCCCCAGUUCGACGGACAGCUUUUGGAGAGAAUCCUUCUCCAAGUAUUAGUGGACCGUUAGUGCGGAAAAACAGUGCUGAAAAUCACCGAGCGUAUAAUGAUUAUGAUAAUAACAGGGCUACUGAGGCCAACAGACAGUAUGUUAUUCCUAAUAGGAACAAUGAAAUAAAGGGUCAGAAUGGUCUGAUAGAACGGGGGCAGGAGAUUGUUAAUAUGAAUGGAGUUCCACUUGAUAAAACUCCCACCGAUGCUGAGAUCAACUGGUUGUGGGAUAAGGUGCGAACAUGUCUAAAUCGUGAAUCGUCAAAUAUCUCGGAAGUGAGUUCCCGACCGCCAAGUGGUAAACUUUAUAUUGACGGCAAUACGCUCGGUCCCAAUCAGCGGCAUGCAACAAGAGUAGCAUCAUCUCCCUCCGGACAGAACAAAGUGUAUAAUAAUCCGUCUGAAUCUAUAAACAGUUUAAAAAGGAGGGCAGCCUUACUUCAGGCCAGGAACAAGCAACAGCAGCCAAACACGCUGAAAGGCUACAAGACGAAUGAAACGCCGACUGCGGGGUAUUCGACCACCGUCCAGUACCCAUGUUCAAGCUCCCAGGGACCAAAUCAUGCCAAUGCUGCUCAGACCCAGGAGAUGAGUGAGAGUAUGGCAGCAUUCUUAACCGCCGAAACGCUCAGUGAGAAAAAUGUGUCUGAUAGUCAGAUCCAUAAUGCUAUGGACUCUGCACAAAAAACAAGACAACCUAUCAAGUCCCACAGUUCAGCGCCCAAGGAACCAACUGUGCUGUCACUCGAAGAGCAGCGACUGAUGCAGUCACUCGAGCGUCUCAAUGAAAGGCUGCGAAUCACAGAAGUAUCUGCUUCUCCUACCAAUGUGAAUCAUCCGAAUGUGUUCAGUCCUAAGACAACAGUGCCAGUAAGUUAUGAUACAUCUGGUUUUAAGGGUCACCAACCCCUUACAUCUCAUAACCGCCGGUCAUCGGCAGACGGGAGUAGGAACAUCCGGUUCAGGACGGGAUCUGGUACAGGCAUCAAUAGAACAAACUACGGUCGUCAGUACUGAGACUUGCUAACCCAUAAUUUGGAUGGAAUUCCUUUGAUGGUGUUGAGCAGAGCCCAGUAGUAUCCCGUCAGAUCAUGACUGUUCAUCUCAUCAACUUGAUUGUCAUUUAUUGCUUAUACAUUUAAGCUUUAAAUAGGCUGCCAAGUGCCAUGACAUGGUGGCCGGAACUCACAGUGAAUAAAAUUAUUGUGGACCGUGAUGUGGCAGUGUUGUCAUGAAUAAAGAGUAAACCGUCCAUUAAAUAUUCCUUUGUUUAAGUCCCGGUCAUUAUUUGACUUGUGUAUUUUUGAAAUACUGCUUCUUAAUUUAUUUUAAUUUAUUUUGUAAAUAUAUGCAAUGCUAUACAUUAUUAGGAAAUCCUCAUCGAGAUGAAUGUAUAUUGUACAUUUUACACUGUUUUAAAGUGAAUGUACUGCUGUACUGUUAUAAAAGCAUGACUGGUUCAAGAAAACAAAUUACAGCUUGGUGUGGACUUUUAUAGUAGGAGAAAGAGGGAUGGGCCAGCUGUGCUGUGGGAUGCUGCAUGAUGUCAUUAAAAAAUGCACAUAUUCUGAUACCAAAAUUUUCAGCUGUUGAAGUGGUAUCUAUUUUGAAGGAGCAAAAAUCUUGGUUUACGAAAGAAUACUUUUAGUUGUACAGUAGUUACCAGGUACCAGGUAGGUACCAGGCCUUUAAAACAUUCCAAGUACAAUUCUUUACAUGUGUUACCCAUUCUAAUAGUUCAUACUGCUGUACUUAUUUCAACUGAUGAAAUGAUCUGAUUCCGUCCAGUUAUGAUUUAUUUAAGUCAUGGUCUGAUUGAGUCAAUGUCUACGUAGGAUAAUCACCCUUUGGGCCUGUCUUUCUGGUUUUCGAGAAAGAUUGCGAAUUCCGUCCAACUUGGGCCUGCUGUACUAAAUAAUUUGGCAAAAGAAACGGGCAGGUGUCUGCAAGAACAGGUAAGAAGAGGUAUCCAGUUGCUUAAAGAAGGUUUUUGUAAUGUGAUGAACAAAAUGUCUGUUUUUCAAUGUGAAGGUUCAUAUGACCAGUUGAAAAAGAUCUGUGAAAUUGGUUAAAUUACUGUAGUUAGCAGAUGUCUCUCAUUCUUUUGUAGAGGAGGGUUUCCUCACAACUGAGAAAACAUUUGAAACGGGUUUGGGUGAAAUUUGUCAAAACACCUUUUUCUGCAUUGAUGUAAGUAAAUGUGCUGAACACGCUUGGAACACUGCAAAGGUUUAGAUUUAUUGAAUGAUAAAUUAUAAUAAUAAAUAGAUGAUAAUUUCAUAA
Molecule: messenger RNA, 4678 nt
Organism: Lineus longissimus
Lineage: Eukaryota; Metazoa; Nemertea; Pilidiophora; Heteronemertea; Lineidae
Product: centrosomal protein of 126 kDa-like
Exons: 10
Coding region: 158-3412 (1084 amino acids)
Biological process (GO): non-motile cilium assembly; mitotic spindle organization; cytoplasmic microtubule organization
Cellular component (GO): ciliary base; centrosome
Source: RefSeq, a predicted model, not a curated record